AUGUAUGAAGAUCCCGGCUACCGCGAUCCAUUCGCGGCCUGGCACAGCGGCGAGUUACCGGACGGCUCGCUUUGCUCCAAGUGUCUGGAGCUUCAUGGCGUUCAUGCACCAUGCACGCCUCUUAAGCCCCUUCCUGCAGAUGCGGUGUCACUUCCCCCUCGGUCGAUCAAGUCUGGGAUCACGGGCGCCCUCUCCCUCCAUGACUAUCGCAAGUAUUUGUCGCGGUCCGCAGAAUGCGUGGACGAUCCCGUCGAUCGCUCUGAGAAGACACUCAAGCGGAAGACUGCAACCUCCAAUUUGAAUCGUCCACCACCACUCGUCUCGCUAUCUUCGUGUGCGAUUUCGGUGUCCUCUGCGGCGUCAAGCACCCCGCCACUAUCGCCGUCGUAUUCUCAUAGUAUCAUCUCUUACCAGAGUGAGCAAGAGCCCGAGGUUUCAGAGGCAUCAACUGUUGUCAUUCCACCACCCCAGGGCCCACGAGUGCAUCUUGUCUCGGAAAAGUUUACACGCCCUAGGCCGAACCGGAAGCGAUUGAACACCUUCCGCGAGAAGCUUCAGAGGGACGCACAGGCUCCGGGUCAGGCUCGACAACCAUUGCCUCAUCCCCGUCCUCAAGCAUCCACUCCGAUGCUGGCCAACACGCAGGCCGUUGCCACCAUCUCGCACGGCGGUGCCUCCUUUGAGAUCUUGAACCCACGCAAAUCCCUUGAUGUGGCUCGCAUUGUCUCCUUCAUUGAGGAUGUCGAUGGCUGCUCGAUGCUGUCUUACGACCCCCAUCAUGACUCAAUAGUUUCUUCCAACCCGUAUUCGGCGGACGAGAGCUUUGAUGGAGCUUCCCUGUCGCAGUUUACCGAUGCUUCGUUACCAUCGCACUUCUCUUCUCCUUCUUUAUAUGCUACAUCCCCUUCCAUGGGGUACUCCACGCCUAAACGGCAAACAGCCGAUAUCCCCUCGUCGUCACCUGGUGUGCACGACCGAGUCCGCUCGCUCUCCGAUUACUCUCUCCGCAAGCACGACUACUGGACACCCGCACGCAAGGAGGAUGCCACCUCUCCUUUACAAAACAGCCAGAUCAACACGACCCACGAUCUACCAAAUCAACCCACGGUGUCGACCACCGAGCGCCCACAGGACCCCGAAUCCGAACCAGAUCUCCCAUCAGAACCCCAAUCCCCAUCCUCCCAACCAACCUUCUUCUCCGGAGAAAGCGAUAUCGGCGAGCCGGGCUCGCCAGUCUACGCCAACGGCGAAUGGGCGCAAGUCGACGAGCGCGACCGCGGUAUCUUCAUGGACCUCCAACCACCCCCGACCCUAUCACCGGGGUACUCAGAGCCCCCCUCUCCAUAUGACGUUUACUAUGCAAACACCAUGUCAACACCUCUCCCUUCAACACCGUCUUAUAUCCAGCAUUACGAUCCCUAUGACCCCAUUUACUUUGACCCGCACGUUCAAUCUGUCCUUGCCGCCGCGAAUGCGCAUGGUAUGGGAUUACGUGGAAACCCGACGCGUGCCCUGGAUGAUCUGCAGCGCAGAUUUGGCAGUUCGGUUUCGUUAGGCGGGUCUGGUUCGGGGGCUGGGGCUGGGGCUGGAGAGGUGGCUGGGCAUCGGGAGAGGAAGAAUUCCUUUUCGCAGAGGAAGAAGCUAAGGAAGUUUUUUAGUUGGAGAUCCGGGAAUUGA
Messenger RNA from Penicillium cataractarum, 1677 nucleotides. Its product is annotated as oxidoreductase, short-chain dehydrogenase/reductase family. NCBI's taxonomy places the organism in Eukaryota, Fungi, Ascomycota, Eurotiomycetes, Eurotiales, Aspergillaceae. The record is from RefSeq and is a predicted model, not a curated record. The transcript has 3 exons. Bases 1 to 1677 code for a protein of 558 amino acids.